CACCCCUCACGCUUCCCCACACUCAGUAGCAGGGAAGGUGUGCAGACAGGACCGGUCCAAACUCCGCUCGAGAUCAUGGGACUCACAAGUGAUCCAAACUUCCAGAAGCUGGAACAAUGGUUCAAGGCUCAUGCUGCAAGUCUCAAUAUGAGGCAGAUGUUUGAUGCAGACAAGGACAGAUUCAGCAAAUUUAGUGCCAAUCUAACUACAGACGAUGGAGAUAUCCUGCUUGAUUAUUCAAAGAAUCUCAUCAAUGAGGAAGUUAUGCACAUGCUGGUGGACCUGGCAAAGUCGAGGGGUGUGGAGGCUGCCAGAGAAAGAAUGUUUGCGGGAGAAAAAAUAAACUUCACUGAGGGUCGUGCCGUGCUCCAUGUCGCUCUGAGGAACCGCUCCAACACACCCAUCAUGGUCGACGGGAAGGACGUCAUGCCCGAGGUCAACAAGGUCCUGGAGAAGAUGAAGGGGUUCUGCCAUAAAGUGCGCAGUGGUGAAUGGAAGGGCUACACAGGAAAGUCCAUCACAGAUGUUGUCAAUGUUGGCAUUGGUGGCUCUGACCUGGGCCCACUGAUGGUCACCGAAGCACUCAAGCCCUACUCCAAGGGCGGGCCCCGUGUCUGGUUCGUGUCCAACAUUGACGGAACGCACAUCGCUAAGACCCUUGCUGAACUCAAUGCUGAGACCACACUCUUCAUCGUUGCCUCCAAGACAUUCACCACUCAAGAGACCAUCACCAAUGCAGAAUCUGCCAAGGAAUGGUUCCUGGCAGUAGCAAAGGAUCCAUCUGCAGUGUCCAAACACUUUGUGGCUCUCUCAACCAAUGGACCCAAAGUGAAGGACUUCGGGAUCGACCCUGAGAACAUGUUCGGGUUCUGGGACUGGGUCGGUGGACGUUUUUCCCUGUGGUCGGCGAUUGGGAUGGCCAUUGCCCUGCACAUUGGGUUUGAGAAUUUUGAGAAGCUGCUGAGUGGGGCACAUUGGAUGGACAACCACUUCCGCACCGCCCCACUGGAGAAGAACGCCCCAGUUAUCCUGGCCAUGCUGGGUAUCUGGUACAUCAAUUUCUUCCAGAUGGAGACUCACACCCUGCUGCCUUACGACCAGUACAUGCACCGCUUCGCUGCGUACUUCCAGCAGGGAGACAUGGAGUCCAAUGGAAAGUACAUCACCAACCAUGGCACCCGUGUAAACUACCACACCGGACCCAUCGUCUGGGGGGAGCCAGGAACCAACGGACAGCAUGCAUUCUACCAGCUCAUUCAUCAAGGAACACGUAUGGUUCCUGCUGACUUCCUUAUCCCCGUCCAGACUCAAAACCCUAUCCGAAACAACCUGCACCACAAGAUCCUGAUAGCCAACUUCCUGGCCCAGACUGAGGCUCUGAUGAAGGGGAAGACCACAGAAGAGGCCAAGAAGGAGCUGGAGGCUGGAGGUCUGAGUGGGGAAGCCCUCGACAAACUGCUGCCUCACAAAGUCUUUCCAGGAAACAAACCAACUAACUCUAUUAUCUUCAAGAAGCUGACACCAUUCAUCCUUGGAGCGCUUAUUGCCAUGUAUGAGCACAAGAUCUUUCUGCAGGGUGUCAUCUGGGAGAUCAACAGUUUCGACCAGUGGGGAGUGGAACUGGGCAAACAGCUGGCCAAAAAAAUUGAGGCUGAACUUCAGGACGCCACCGAAGUUCACUCUCAUGACUCCUCCACAAAUGGUCUCAUCAACUUCCUGAAGAAGAACUUCGCCUGAGCCUCCCGUGCUGUGUCCCACUGCCCCAUGCACAAUCCCACACGUCGGCUGUUGGUGGCCCUUCUGUGGGAGCAGGAGCACACCUGCAGUUACCUGUCUCUGCACUGAGUGUCUGUCAGCUGUGAGGCUUGUGUAAGUCCACAACUGAUAAAGGACAUGCCACGUGGAAGCAUAUCGACAUUCAGCCACACCUUUCACUUCAACAUCGUGUCACGCCAAGAAUAAAUGUCAAAUACUUUA
This is a messenger RNA of Conger conger (European conger), 1977 nucleotides long. RefSeq names its product glucose-6-phosphate isomerase-like. Bases 76 to 1737 code for a protein of 553 amino acids. Gene Ontology annotation, cellular component: cytosol. Lineage: Eukaryota; Metazoa; Chordata; Actinopteri; Anguilliformes; Congridae. The record is from RefSeq and is a predicted model, not a curated record. Gene Ontology annotation, molecular function: monosaccharide binding; carbohydrate derivative binding; glucose-6-phosphate isomerase activity. The transcript has 18 exons. Gene Ontology annotation, biological process: gluconeogenesis; glycolytic process; glucose 6-phosphate metabolic process.